Messenger RNA from Calidris pugnax (ruff), 1765 nucleotides. It is a transcript of the gene PHB1, whose product is annotated as prohibitin. The coding region runs from base 2 to 820 and encodes 272 amino acids. NCBI's taxonomy places the organism in Eukaryota, Metazoa, Chordata, Aves, Charadriiformes, Scolopacidae. The transcript has 9 exons. Gene Ontology annotation, biological process: mitochondrion organization. Gene Ontology annotation, cellular component: mitochondrion; membrane. The record is from RefSeq and is a predicted model, not a curated record.
AAUGGCUGCGAAGGUGUUUGAAAGCCUGGGGAAGCUGGGCCUGGGGUUGGCUGUGGCAGGUGGAGUUGUCAAUUCUGCUCUUUACAAUGUUGAUGCAGGUCACAGAGCCGUCAUCUUCGACCGAUUCCGCGGGGUCCAGGACACGGUGGUGGGAGAAGGUACCCACUUCCUCAUCCCCUGGGUGCAGAAACCCAUCAUCUUCGACUGCCGCUCUCGCCCCCGCAACAUUCCCGUCAUCACCGGCAGCAAAGAUCUGCAGAACGUGAACAUCACGCUGCGCAUCCUGUUCAGACCAGUGACCGCCCAGUUACCCCGCAUUUUCACCAGUAUUGGAGAGGACUACGACGAGCGUGUCCUGCCCUCAAUCACAACCGAAAUCCUCAAGUCUGUUGUGGCUCGCUUUGAUGCUGGAGAACUGAUCACUCAGAGAGAGCUGGUCUCCAGGCAAGUGAGCGAAGACCUCACGGAGAGAGCAGCGACCUUCGGGCUCAUCCUGGACGACGUGUCCUUGACCCAUCUGACCUUUGGCAAGGAGUUCACGGAGGCGGUGGAAAUGAAGCAAGUAGCCCAGCAAGAAGCAGAGAGAGCCAGAUUCAUCGUGGAAAAGGCUGAGCAGCAGAAGAAGGCAGCUGUCAUCUCUGCGGAGGGGGACUCGAAGGCGGCCGAGCUGAUCGCCAACUCCCUGGCCACGGCGGGCGACGGCCUGAUCGAGCUGCGGAAGCUGGAGGCGGCCGAGGACAUCGCCUACCAGCUCUCCCGGUCCCGCAACAUCACCUACCUGCCCUCCGGACAGUCCGUGCUCCUCCAGCUGCCCCAGUGACCCUGCUUCUGCAGCCACAGCUAACCUGAUCACCUCUGCCUACCAGAUCAGCCCUUUCCAAAAGAAUCUUUGCGAUUUCCUCAUUGGUAAAAGCAGGGGAAAUUAAAAUUUGACCCAUUUUGAAAUCUUAAUCAAAUAAAACUGAACGCUCUUGACAACAAACCUGCAUUCCUCCCGUGUACGGUCAGAGGAGCGGCCCCACUGACCAUUAAGCUAGGUUUGAGAAUUGCCCCUUUCCAGGCAGUUUGAGCAACAGGAGCAGAGUUUCCAUCUGUUCACUCCUGGGACAAACAGGCAGCCCAGGUGACUCCCUGCCCGGGAGGGUGCUGUCCCAGUCCGGUGUCACGGCGAUUCGGUGCCUUCAGGCUGGCUGAGCCGGGGUCGUUACAGACUCACAGCUCCUGGGCUAUGGAACAGGGACGCGCGGGGCUCGCUCCUCUGUCCAGCCAGUCUCCUCAGGUGUCAGCUGGGAGGAAGAGGACACCUCAGCCGUUAGGACAGUGGCUCUGCUGUGCCCGUGUGAGCCGUGGCACUGAUAGCUGGGGCACAGAUCGAGCGGAUCGUGGCCGGGGGUGAGAACUGCAGAGAUUUGCUUUAUGUAGUAGAUGGAUUUCAGGCACGGAGGAGAAGAUACUUCCUCUGCAGGAAAUACUUCUCAUGUACAUGGGACAUCUCCGCUUCUCCCCCUGCCGCGGCCGCACACCGAUCUGUUGGCUGCUGCCUGCCCUUCUGUCACACCAAGGUCAGUGGAAGUGGCAGUUGGUCUGUUCCAGAUGGCACCUGGGAUAAAGAGGGGAUGACUCGGUGCUCCGGGGCUCAGGCAGUCGGAGGUGGGCAGAAUUCUCUGUUGCAUCAAUGCUCUUUUUAUUUAGGGAAACUGAAUCGUGAGGAGGAUGUGAUGGGUGAGAUUGUGUAACCAGCCUUCAAUAAAUGUCACGGUCCUAA